This is a messenger RNA of Neltuma alba, 2553 nucleotides long. Its product is annotated as protein EMBRYO SAC DEVELOPMENT ARREST 30-like. The record is from RefSeq and is a predicted model, not a curated record. Gene Ontology annotation, cellular component: Golgi apparatus; chloroplast; cytoplasm. NCBI's taxonomy places the organism in Eukaryota, Viridiplantae, Streptophyta, Magnoliopsida, Fabales, Fabaceae.
ACAAUGUCGUCUGCUGGAAGAAGCAGAUCCAUUUUUCUUCGUCGACGAACACGCAUUCUACACUUGGUUGAGCUCGCCGUCGGCCGCAGCCCACCGCUGUCAGCCCUGCGUGGUUGUUCUCCGGCAAGUAUUGAACAAGGUUCGAACUUCGAACCCAAGGGCUUUGUCUUCUCCCAAAAUCAGAUGGUGCGGCUAAAAUCAACUUCAUUUGGUGCUGGAUUGGUGUAGAGUGACCUAGCCAAGAUGGCAAUCGUUACUAAGAUAAAAUGGGUCAUUCUUUCUGUAAUCACUUUAUCUGUGGCAUCCAUCAUCAUUCAUCUCUCCUUAGCAAAAUUUUGGACUGUUAGCAUAUUGCAGUAUGGAGCAAUGACUGGUCUUCCUGAGGAUUUCGCUUCCAAAUUGGGCAGACAGGUUAUAAAGAAUAAGAAGCUAUGGGGUGCCAUAGAGUCUUUGGAAACUUUGCAGCCUUACGUCAACCCUAGAAGCAGCUAUUCUGGUCUGAAAGAGCAGAACAAUGGUUUCAUUUAUGCGAAAGUUUUUGGUGGGUUUGCACAAAUAAGAUCUUCGAUCUGUGAUCUGGUCGCAAUAUCCAGGCUUUUAAAUGCUACCCUUGUCAUCCCAGAAAUUCAGCAAAGUACUCAAUCAAAAGGCAUUAGCUCAAAGUUCAAGAGUUUUUCCUACAUCUAUAGUGAGGAGCAGUUCAUAACAUACCUGAAAAAUGAUAUAAUCAUUUUGAAGACUCUGCCCGACAAUUUAAAGGAGAGGAAAAGAAAUGAAGUUCCAACAUUCAAGCUCAAAAGUUCAACUUCUCCGAACUUCUACAUGGAAGAAGUUUUACCAAAGCUAAAGAAAUCAAAGGUUAUUGGCUUUAUAGUUUCUGCUGGUGGCUGUCUGCAAUCAAUUCUUCCACCUAGCUUGUCAGAGAUUCAGAGGCUAAGAUGCAGGGUUGCCUUCCACGCACUCCAAUUUCGGCCUGAAAUUAAAAUUGUUGGCCAACAAAUGGUUAACAAGUUAAGAGCAUUGGGGCAGCCCUUCUUAGUGUUCCAUCCUGGUUUACUGAGAGACAUCUUGGCCUAUCAUGGUUGUGCAGAACUCUUUCAGGAUGUCCACACUGAACUCAUCCAGCAUCGAAGGGCUCAGAUGAAGAAAGAGAGAAUCGUUAAUGAGGAAUUGAAUAUUGAUUCACACUUGCAAAGGGAUAAAGGUUUAUGUCCUCUUACGCCUGAAGAGGUUGGCAUUCUUCUUCGAGUAAUGGGCUAUCCUUCCAGAACAAUUGUUUACCAAGCUGGGUCAGAAACAUUUGGAGGUCAACGUGUUUUAAUUCCUCUACGAGCCAUGUUUGCCAACUUAGUGGACCGUACUUCCUUGUGCAGUGAGAAAGAUUUAUCUGACUUGGUUGGACCUGAAGCACCUCUUCCUCCGAAUGUUUUCCAACCACCUCCUGUAAAAAGUGCAGACAAACUUAAAGAAGAAUGGAAGAAGGCUGGUCCUCGGCCUCGGCCUCUUCCUCCUCCUCCGGAUAGACCUAUUUACCAACAUGAAAAAGAAGGCUGGUAUGGCUGGAUUACCGAGACUGCAACAGAGCCCAAUCCUGCGCCUUUGGAUCUAAGGAUGCAAGCUCACAGAUUAAUUUGGGAUGCGCUCGAUUACAUUAUUUCUUUAGAAGCAGAUGCUUUCUUUCCAGGAUUUAACAAUGAUGGCAGUGGAUGGCCAGAUUUUUCAAGCCUUGUCAUGGGACAUCGACUUUAUGAAUCUGCUUCCUCUAGAACAUACCGACCAGACAGGAAAAUUUUGGCGGAACUUUUCAACGUCACCCGUGACAAUAUCUACCAUCCCAGACAUAAUUGGACAGUUCUAGUACAACCACACCUAAACAACAGCCUGGGCGAAGAAGGCCUCAUAAGGCAAUCUCUCCGUUCAAAACCAGCAAUGUUUCUUUCACAUCCUCUUCCAGAAUGCUCUUGUAGACUAACUUCCUCAGCCACGCCUGUCAAAAGUAAGGAUGGUCGGUUCCUAUUUGGAGACGAAGAAGAGUGCCCUAAGUGGAUAAAGCAUGCUAGUCAAGCAGGUUCAGGUACAGAAGGGGUUACAGUGGAAGACAAUGCAUUGCCAGAUUAUGAGAGUAAUGAUUUUGUUGAAGAACCUGAAUCUGAUAAAAAUGGCAAAACCAAUCUCACUCUGAUCUGGGAGCAAGAUGAGGAAAUGGAUCCAAAUGACUAAAAGGGUGAGCAUAUCAGAACUUGUCUAGAGUCUGAACAGCAUUCAUUUUUCUGCCGUGUUUCAAUGAAAGAGGUAUAGGAUAACGUGCGUAGGCCAUAUAGGUGUCAAAAGUUUUAUCUUUGUCCUGAGUGAAAUGAUUAUUCAAAUUUAUCCUUUCAUUUCUUUUUCUAUUUAUUUCCCCCAUAGAUGUACAAAGAACAAAUACCCCCUUUUCUACACUUUUUCAUACGUAGCAAUUCCGACGGCAAUUUUGUUGUUACAUACACAGUUACGGAAAGAAACAAGAAAAGUUGAAAUUAGCUCGUGCCUUGGAGCUCCAUUGAAUUUGCUUUA